UUCUUCGCAUCUCUGUCAGUGCGCGAAGCGAUUCACCUACACCUUCCUGGCUGGCCCAGAAACAUCAGAAUAACUUGACAUAGUAUUCAAAAUACCCAGUAACAUUACAUUACCAAAAGAAAGGGGCAUUUUUAUAUGAGAUAUCAAUUACGAGUUGGCUCAGCCGGGAGUUGUUGGAGAUUUCACCGGAGCAUUUUCGGACCACCUCGAAGAAGAAAACACUGUGGCGAGACUUGUUGCUUCAACGCGUUUGACGGUGCUUUUUCGAAUCGUCAUCUAAGUUUUGUGUCUCUCCCUAGUCUGCUCCAAGCUUCAGCUUGGAGAGCUCAACCGCCACAAUUGAUCCCAGCAGCUGGAGCGGCAGCGAGAGCCCUGCCGAGGACAUGGAGAGGAUGAGCGACUCGGCAGACAAGCCUGUGGACAAUGAUGCAGAGGGGGUGUGGAGCCCUGACAUUGAACAGAGCUUCCAGGAGGCCCUGGCCAUCUAUCCUCCUUGUGGGCGCAGGAAAAUCAUCCUCUCCGAUGAGGGAAAGAUGUAUGGUCGAAAUGAGCUGAUAGCGAGAUACAUCAAGCUACGGACCGGCAAGACGAGGACGCGAAAGCAGGUGUCUAGUCACAUACAGGUCUUAGCAAGAAAGAAAGUUCGAGAAAUCCAAGCUGCCAUUAAGGUACGUCUGGCUUUGCCCAGUUGCAGGGGGCUUUUCAUUGCCAUGGUUACAGGCUCUUCCUUUGUUUUCCUCCCCUCCCCUACUCCGCAGGUGUCUAGUCACAUUCAGGUUCUUGCCAGAAGGAAAUCUCGUGAGUUUCAGUCCAAGCUAAAGGUUACAAAUAUGGACCAAGCCGUGAAGGACAAAGCCCUCCAGAGCAUGGCCUCCAUGUCCUCGGCUCAGAUCGUCUCUGCCACGGCUAUUCACAACAAGCUCGGCCUGCCAGGCAUCCCUCGCCCAGCCUUCCCUGGAGCAGGGUUAUGGCAGGGUAUGAUUUCGGCUGGUCAGCCAGGAUCAUCACAAGAUAUUAAGCCUUUCACCCAGCAACCCUAUCCCAUCCAGCCAGCAGUCACGACAGCAAUUUCAAGUUUCGAGCCCACAGCAGCUCCAGCACCCACGGCGCCAGCAUGGCAGGGCCGUUCCAUCGGUACAUCUAAACUCAGACUGGUGGAGUUCUCUGCCUUCCUAGAGCAGCAGAGAGACCCAGACUCUUACAACAAACACCUGUUUGUGCACAUCGGGCAGACGAAUCAUUCCUACAGUGACGCCCUGCUGGAGUCGGUGGACAUUCGUCAGAUCUACGAUAAAUUUCCAGAAAAGAAAGGCGGACUGAAGGAGCUGUACGCAAAAGGCCCCCAGAAUUCCUUCUUCCUUAUAAAAUUCUGGGCUGACUUAAACUGCAACAUUCAAGAUGAUACCGGAUCUUUCUAUGGCGUCACCAGUCAGUAUGAGAGUCCAGAGAACAUGACCAUCACAUGUUCGACAAAAGUUUGCUCCUUUGGCAAGCAGGUUGUGGAGAAAGUCGAGACUGAAUAUGCACGCUUUGAAAAUGGACGUUUUGUCUACCGGAUAAGUCGAUCCCCCAUGUGUGAAUACAUGAUCAACUUCAUCCAUAAGCUAAAACAUCUGCCGGAGAAGUAUAUGAUGAACAGUGUGCUGGAGAACUUCACUAUCUUAUUGGUGGUGACAAACAGGGACACCCAGGAGACGUUGCUAUGUAUGGCAUGCGUGUUUGAAGUUUCGAACAGUGAGCACGGCGCGCAGCAUCACAUCUACAGACUGGUGAAGGAAUGAAUCUGCUUGGAGCUCCUCCUUUUCAUAGACUUACCAACCUCAAAACAAAAGUGGCAGUGCCUCUACACGAAAGUCAUACCUACAACGCUCUUUGGUCAAGGUAUCGGGUGGAGUCGUUGUUAUAAAUCUGUUUUAAUAUAAGUGUUUGUUAUUUGACUGCAGCUGUGAAUUGCGGUACAGUUGUUUUAAUGUUUGAAUAUGGGAAUUUUAAAUAUGUUGGUCUCUGUCGGGUAUAAAUGUGGCCAUCCUUAAAGAGUUUCCUGGAUGUGUUUGGUAAAUGAAAAUGUGUGUGUCGUUUUUUUCUGCUUUGUUAAUGUAGACUAAGGAAAAAAAAAAAAAAGACAAAAGGACACGGGCCUUUUUUUGUUUUUCUAUCAGCGGCCUGGUUGCGCUCUGUGUAAUAUGUCUGAGGCUGUUUUGUAUGUCUGUACUUCAUGAUUUGUGAGCAUACAUACUGUAGAUACACAGACACGAAAACACACACCGCUGUUAAACUUUCCAAAGAAACAGAACAACACUAUACGUGCAGUGGCCGAAAGCAGGUGGUUGCAAAUGUUGCGAAAUUACUACAUAAGAACGCCAACAACUGAGCUUUCGGUAAUAUUUAUCCCUGUUGAAGCACUCCCAAGUUUUAGACACCAGAAUGAAUGCACUGUGAAAACACUACAGUUUGCCUGCAUCCGCUCCGUAAAUGUAGGAAGUCUCACCGCCUGCUAAGCAUUUCAGCGCUGCAAACAAAUCUUUUCUCUGACAAUGGGCAGGAGAAUUUUUUUUUUUUUUUUUUUUAAAUAGGUGAGAGUCCUGCUAAAAUGACUCUAAUCGGACUCGUAUCUGGUCCGAAAGCACUUUGUUUCCCUUCCUGUGCUUGCCUUAGUGAUGCUUACGUUUAUUCUGUUAAUUCUGCGCUUUAAAAAAAGAAAGAAAAAAAGAACCUAAAAAACUGUUUAACCCAUCGAGACACUACAAAAAUCAUAGACAGCAAUGCGUCGUUCAGCAUGCUGUGGCUUUGCCCCCUCCCAACACAAAAGACUCCUUACCCCCUCUGGGAUCGCCGCGUGAUAACUCCAAGCCAGAGUGUUGCUGCCUUCAUGGUCACACUAUGUUCACAUGUUUCUGUGGCCUACGCCGAUUGCCGAGCCUUAAACACGUACAAACUGUAUGUGAACUCCAAAAGAUGCCACUAAAACUGUGAUCUCUACAUUGUGUUUGCGUUGUGUAAAAUAAAUGAAUGACAACAACAACAAAAAAAAAAAUCACAAUUCAAAUCUGCCAAAGCCUAAGUGUACAGUGCCUUAGAGUAUACUCUAACAUUAUCCCGCAUUUACCCUGUUUUCUAAGUCUAAAAUUAGUUUUGUGUGAGACGGGCAGAAAUAACUUACAGAUGUAUUAUUUGGUACAUCUUCACAUCUCAGAAAUCACGGUUCUCGAAAUUGGUACACUCCUACAAAUACAGUUUUUGUUGUUGCUGGGUUUUUUUGUUUUUUAAAGAGGCAGUACACUUACGUUCAAUUACGUUUGCAAAUUUAAGCUCAGAAACAGGUUGUUUUUCCUGUAACGCUGUAAUAUGUUCCUAAAAUAUCAGCCUCUCUUUUCUUUUUUCUUUUUCCUUCCUUCUCUAAGAGUGUACUAUAAAAAGACUGACUGCCUUUCCUGUCGCAGAAGACCAAAAAUACAGAGAUACAGUCAAUUAUUGUUGUGUCCUGCAUGGUAGCAAGGAAGUGCCUUUGGUUCAGAUUUUCCAGCUUCAAAAAAAGAGAAAAAGAUCAAACAGAAAUUAUAAAUUUAAUGUUGCCAGACCAAAAAAAAGAAGAAGAUGAAGAAAAAAAAACUAAGACACAAGUGAAACAAAUCACCACAUUGCCUUUCAAAGGACUGUAACGACAGCAGGGGAACAUGGUUACUAAGGAGAAGAAAUAAAUGAUAUUCAUUUUUAUUACAUUGUAAAUUGAUUUCUCAAACCCAACUAUUUCUUCGCUUGAGGUUAAAGAUUUUGUCUAAUAUUGAACGGCCACUGACUGCAUGCAGGAUGUCAACAGAAAAACACUGAAGCUGUCUGCUUCGUGCACACUUGCAGGCUCAAGUGUUUUUGUUUGGUUUUUUUUGAAACGAGGCUUUUUUGGAAGCAUUAUGGUUUCCUCUUUCCCAUGGCCACGCAAGAUUUUCACAAUGUCACAGCUGUGAUGGCGAAAAGGCAGGGACCGACACGAGCUUUUAUCCAUUAGAACAAAAAAAAAAAGAAAAAAAAAGAAGAAUGUUUAUUUAAUAUUAAUUCUACAGUACAGACUCUAAAAAUGAAACUUAAGAUUGUUUUACGUGUUUAAAUCUGUAUACUUUCAUUGUAAGGAUCAUAAUUACUCAAAACAUUUACUAUUUCUUACAGAAAUUAUAAUCAUCUUAAAGUAGUUUAAUCAACAAAGCUCUAAAUAA
This is a messenger RNA of Pelmatolapia mariae (spotted tilapia), 4208 nucleotides long. It is a transcript of the gene tead1b, whose product is annotated as TEA domain family member 1b. Bases 384 to 1781 code for a protein of 465 amino acids. Gene Ontology annotation, molecular function: DNA-binding transcription factor activity, RNA polymerase II-specific; RNA polymerase II cis-regulatory region sequence-specific DNA binding. Gene Ontology annotation, biological process: regulation of transcription by RNA polymerase II; hippo signaling; embryonic organ development. Gene Ontology annotation, cellular component: transcription regulator complex. The record is from RefSeq and is a predicted model, not a curated record. The transcript has 14 exons. NCBI's taxonomy places the organism in Eukaryota, Metazoa, Chordata, Actinopteri, Cichliformes, Cichlidae.